AUGGCAGACUUGAAGAGAUAUACAAGCGACUGUGCUCUGGGGCCUUUCUUGGUUAAGGCACAGAAGAGUCAGUCACACAUAUUCUCUCCCACUCUAUGGACCCCUCUCCUCUUCCUUUUCUUGGGACUAAGAGCCUUUGGAGAGGACUCAGUCUCAACAGCCGUGAAAGGGAUCCUGGGGGAGUCUGUGACUUUCCCCCUGAACAUCUCAGUAAGCACAGAGAUUGAGCAUGUCGCAUGGAGUAGACCCCAAAUUGCCCUUGUUUUAGCAUACCCAGGAGGACAGGUUACCUUUCUGGCCAAAAGCUAUCAGAGCCGACUAAGCAUCUCCAACCAAAGCUACUCUCUGCACAUCAGCAAUCUGACUCUGAAGGAUGCAGGGCUCUACCGAGCCCAGAUAAACAGAAAUGAUUUUGCCAUCACCACCGAAGAGAAAUUCAUUCUGUACAUCUACGAGAAACUGAAGAAGCCCCAAGUCACCUUUAUAGCCACCAUGUCUGAGAGUGCCUCCUGUAACCUCACGCUGAUAUGUUCUGUGGAGGGACCAGGGCAAAGUGUUGUGUUCAGCUGGAUCGUGGUAAGUCCCCAUGCUUCUGAGUCCUGUGGGGGCUCCACUCUUACCAUCUCCUGGAAGCCGUGUGACCCGGACCUGGUAUAUAUCUGCACAGCCAAGAACCCUGUCAGCAACAGCAGCUCCUUCCCUGUCCGUGCCCAGGAGUUCUGUGCAGAUCCAGGAGCUUCCAGAGGAGGAACAAUGGAACAGCCAGUAAUAGGGGUCCUGGGAGAGUCGGUCACCUUUCCCCUGAUGAUCCCAGCCAGUCAGGACAUAAAGAAAGUUGUCUGGAUGUCUAACACAUUUGUUAUCAGCAAAGAUCUGAGAGAAGCAGCAACAGAAGGCCCAACUAUUAAAUCCAAGGAACCCAAUGAGGACCCAAUGUGGCUCUUCAGUGAGGGCUACUCCCUGAAGAUCAGUCAGCUAAAGAUGGAGGACGCCGGCACCUAUACAGCUUACCUGUGCUCAGAGACCCCCAGAGUCACUAGCACGAAGCAGUUCACUCUGCAUAUCUACCGGAGGCUGGAGAAGCCGAAAAUCACCUGGAGCCCCAGGCCCCCUGAGGGCGGUAUCUGCAGGGCCACCCUGACUUGCUCAGUGGAGGACAGUGGAGAUGAUGUGACGUACAGAUGGAUCUUCCAGCAGAAGGGAGCUGUUGUGUUCCAAGAGGGGUCAUUCCUCAAUGUCUCCUGGAGAAGCACUGAAAAUCACCCCAAUUUCACCUGCAUAGCCACAAAUCCCAUCAGCAACAGUUCCUGGGAGUUUCUUUCUGGGAAUAUCUGUCCAGGGCCUGUGGAAAGCAUGAAGUAUUGGCCUAUGAUCUUCCUGGUAAUUCCUAUCCUUCUAUGCUUUGGGAUCUUCGGCUGGUACCUUUGGAAGCAAAAAGAACUGUGUUCAGCUUCAUCCUUCCCUUCCAGCCAAGUUGAGCCUCCAGCUGAUGCACCAGGGUAUGAGAAGCUGGACACUUCUCCUAAGACUCUCAGGCAACGGCCUAGGCCUGCCUCAGACAACAGCUCUGACAGCAACUUAACAACUGAGGAGAAUGAGGAGAGGACCAAGAUGCAGAAGCCUGUCAGUGGAAUGGAUGCAGUGUAUGACUUAGUCACUCAGGAGGACACAGCCUUUGAAGGGCAGACAGAGUAUGAUCUUGUCACUCCAGACAACAUGGCACUUGAGUCUGUGGUUGAAGGGAAUACAGUAUAUGCACAAGUGUUCCUCAACUUGCCGGGAAAAACAGUUCCUCAGAGGAAUGACAAUUUACCCACAAUAUACUGCUCUAUACAGAAAUCCCAACUGGUAGGACCACCACUACAACAGAAUGAUGACUCUCCUGAAAACUCUGCUUAUGAAAAUUUCACCUAA
Orycteropus afer afer is the source of this 1914-nucleotide messenger RNA. Lineage: Eukaryota; Metazoa; Chordata; Mammalia; Tubulidentata; Orycteropodidae. The record is from RefSeq and is a predicted model, not a curated record.